UUGCCUUACCUGCCAGGCAAGAAAGUGAAUAAACCCUUCAUUUUGUAUUUCUUAUUCAUAAAGGAUUGCAGAGGGAUCAAACAUGAUGGAAAACAAUGAUACAGACUCAGCUGUAUCAAUGAUCAAGAAGUAUUUGGAAGAUAUUAAUAAUCCACUGAACAUUGCUGUCACAGGAAGGAGUGGAGUUGGAAAGUCCACCUUUGUUAAUGCCUUCAGGGGGAUAGAAAACAAAGAUGAGAGAGCGGCCCCUACAGGUGUUGUGGAAACGACCAUGAAGCCUGAGCCUUACCCACAUCCAAGACACCCCAAUGUUACAUUAUGGGAUCUCCCGGGAGUUGGGACCCCCGAAUUCCCAGCUGAUCAGUACCUGAAGGUCGUUGAGUUUGAAAAGUUUGAUCUUUUUAUUAUUGUAUCAGCUGAUCGCUUCACUGAGCAUGAUGCCAAGCUGGCUCAGGAGAUCAAGACAAUGGGCAAGAAUUUAUAUUUUGUCCGCUCUAAGAUUGACCACAAUCUAGAAGCAGCGCGAAAGAGCCAGAGGGAGUACGAUGAAGAAAAGACACUUCAGGAAAUCAGGGAAAACUGCAUUCAAGGACUUGAAAAACAGGGUGUUGCGUCUCCUCAGGUCUUCUUGGUGUCUAUUUUUGAUCUCCACUUGUACGACUUCCCUGCCCUCCAGGAGACCAUGGAGAGAGAGCUUCCCUCACACAAGAGAAAUUACCUGAUCUGUAAUGAUCUUCCACUGCACAUUGCUGUCACAGGAGAGAGUGAAACUGGAAAGUCCACCUUUGUUAAUGCCUUCAGGGGAAUAGACAACACAGAUGAGAGAGCGGCCCCUACUGGUGUGGAAACGACCAAACCUGAGCCUUACCCCCAUCCAAUAUACCCCAAUGUUACAUUAUGGGAUCUCCCGGGAAUUGGGACCACCAAUUUCCCAGCUGAUCAGUACCUGGAGCGCUCUGGGUUUGAAAAUGUCGAUUUUUUUAUCAUUGUAUCAGCUGGUCGCCUCAGGGAGAAUGAUGCCAAGCUGGCUCAGGAGAUCAAGAAAAUGGGCAAGAAGUUUUACUUUGUUCGCUCUAAGAUUGACCACAAUCUAAGUGAUGCAAAAAGGUGCCAGAGGGAGUACGAUGAAGGAAAGACACUUCAGGAAAUCAGGGAAAACUGCAUUCAAGGACUUAAAAAACAGGGUGUGGCAUCUCCUCAGGUCUUCCUGGUGUCUAGUUUUGAUCUCGAUUUGUACGACUUCCCCGCCCUCCAGGACACCAUGGAGAGAGAGCUUCCCUCACACAAGAGAGAUGUUUUGAACAGGGGCAUUCCUAAAGUCUGCAAAAGCAUCAUUAACAAGAAGAAAGAGGUUUUCAGGUCACAAAUUUGGUACUAUGCUUUAAUUUCUUCAACUGUAGCAGCUGUACCUCUCCCAGGGCUUUCCUUCACUGCCGAUCUAGGGAUCCUAGUCAGUGUUCUUACAAACUAUUUGAAUGGAUUUGGUCUGGAUGAGAAGUCACUAGCGAAACUUUCCAGAGAGGGAUGUCAACAGGCUGUUAAAAAGACAGAACCCCCCGCAGGACCAGAUGCUGUCUCUCCCUCGACAAUAAGGUACUGUGCUGACCAGCUGUCUCCAGUGUUCACAAGCAUCUUUAACACCUCACUGGCUGAAUGUGUGGUACCUGCCUGCUUUAAAACAUCCACCAUCAUCCCCGUUCCGAAAAAGCAGAGGAUCUCAGGCCUUAAUGACUACAGACCAGUCGCCCUGACCUCUGUGGUAAUGAAGACCUUCGAGCGCCUCGUGCUGACCCACCUCAAGGCCAUCACCAACCAUCUCCUUGACCCACUGCAGUUUGCCUACAGAGCCAACAGGUCUGUUGAUGACGCAAUCAACAUGGGACUCCACUACAUCCUCCAGCACCUUGAUUCCCCCGGCACCUAUGCCAGGAUCCUGUUUGUUGAUUUCAGCUCGGCAUUUAACACCAUCGCCCCAGCUCUCCUCCAAGACAAGCUAACACAGCUGAACGUGCCUGAGCCCACCUGCAGGUGGAUCACUGACUUCCUGUCAGACAGGAAGCAGCGAGUGAGGCUGGGCAAGCUUGUCUCGGAGCCUCGGACCAUCAGCACUGGAGCCCCCCAAGGCUGUGUGCUCUCUCCUUUACUUUUCUCCCUCUACACCAACAACUGCACCUCCAGCCACCCCUCUGUCAAACUCAUAAAAUUUGCGGAUGACACCACCCUCAUUGGAUUAAUCUCAAAUGGGGAUGAGGCCGCCUACAGAAAUGAAGUCGACAGUCUGGCUUUCUGGUGCAGCCAGAACCACCUGGAGCUGAAUGCUUUAAAAACUGUAGAGAUGGUAGCAGAUUUCAGGAGGAGCCCAGCCCCAACCAUCCCCCUCAUCAUGUGUGACUCCCCAGUUAACUUGGUGGAGUCUUUCAGAUUCCUGGGAACAGUCAUGGCACAAGACCUAAGGAAGGCGGAGAACAUCACCUCCAAAAUCAAGAAGGCCCAGCAGAGGACGUUCUUCCUUACCAAAACCUCUCGCCACUUGAACAGUUUUUUCCCCACGGCAGUUGGGCUCACAAACAAGCCCCCUGCAUCACAAUGA
Gadus morhua (Atlantic cod) is the source of this 2590-nucleotide messenger RNA. RefSeq lists its product as uncharacterized. The transcript has 4 exons. Gene Ontology annotation, molecular function: GTPase activity; GTP binding. The record is from RefSeq and is a predicted model, not a curated record. Gene Ontology annotation, cellular component: membrane. Bases 83 to 2590 code for a protein of 835 amino acids. Lineage: Eukaryota; Metazoa; Chordata; Actinopteri; Gadiformes; Gadidae.